AUGUCGCGCCAGAUCAACCAACCAUCAAACCAGAUCAAGCUGACCAACGUGUCUCUUGUGCGUCUCAAGAAGGGCAAGAAGCGCUUCGAAAUCGCCUGCUACAAGAACAAAGUUCUCGAGUGGCGCUCCGGCAUCGAAACCGAUCUCGACAACGUCCUCCAGAUCCCCAACGUCUUUAUCAAUGUGUCCAAGGGCCAGACGGCACCGGCAGCGGAGCUGACCAAGGCCUUUGGCAACAAGGCGACGACUGAGUCCGUUGUGCUUGAGAUUUUGAAAAAGGGCGAAUUGCAAGUCGGCGACAAAGAACGGGCGGCGCAGCUUGACCGAGUACACCACGAGGUCAUUGACAUUGUGGCAGGCAAGCUGGUGGACCCACGAACACGACGAGUCUACACGACCGGCAUGAUUGAGAAGGCACUGGACAUGCUGAGCGCGCAGGCCCACCAGCAACAAGAGCAACGGCAUAAGGAACAGAAGGAGCAAAAACAGCAAGAGCAAAAACAGAAGCAGGAGGCAGAAGACGACCAGGAGGAUAGCGAGGGCAAAAAGCCGGUGUCCGACGAAGAGGACGUCGCUGGCGGUAAGGAUGGCGCUGCUGGCCCUGCAAAGGUUCCCAUGUGGACCGGCGUCACGGCUGCCAAGAGCGCCAAAUCGCAGGCGCUCGACGCCAUGAAGGCCCUGAUUGCGCUGCAGCCGAUCCCCGUGAUGCGUGCGCGCAUGCGUCUGCGUGUGACGUGCACAACGAGUGUUCUGAAGCAGGCGGCCAAGACCUCCGCCCCCGCAGCCUCGGCGUCUGGCGAAGAGGGCGGUCAGAAGAAGGCACCCGGCACGGUCAAGGACAAGAUCCUCAGUUACGUGGAACAGGUUGAGAGCCAGGACGUUGUGGGCUCCAGCUGGGAGGUGACCGGGUUCGUUGAGCCGGGUGCUUUCAAGGCCCUGUCUGACUUUGUCGACAACGAGACCCGUGGCCAGGGACGUGUCGAAGUUCUGGACGUCACGGUGACAAAAGAGGACUAA
Messenger RNA from Sporothrix schenckii 1099-18, 1017 nucleotides. Its product is annotated as ribosome maturation protein SDO1. The transcript has a single exon. The coding region runs from base 1 to 1017 and encodes 338 amino acids. NCBI's taxonomy places the organism in Eukaryota, Fungi, Ascomycota, Sordariomycetes, Ophiostomatales, Ophiostomataceae. The record is from RefSeq and is a predicted model, not a curated record. Gene Ontology annotation, biological process: ribosome biogenesis.